AUGUCGACAGAAGAAGUUGAAGCUAAGGGUAAGAAGUUUUCCAGCGUCAAGAUAGUCGCCGUGGAGAGACAGAAUCUGUUAAAGGAGGUGGAGUCUCGGAAAUCAGCAAGCAGGACAUCGGACCAGUCGCUGCUAAGGGCGAGUAUUCUGAAGAACAAUACAAACACCUUCGAAGGAAGGUUGAUCGAUACUUGCUACCGCUCAUGCGGUUAUGCUAUAGGAUUCAGCAAACCGACAAGACCGCACUUCGUACACAAGCUGUCUUCGGCCUACGCAAAGACCCUGGUCUCCAUGGCCAGCAGUAUAUUCUACAUGCCUUUCACAUGUCUCCUCAAAGUAGUACUUGUCUCAUAUCUUACAGAUCUCAUCUACAUGGUUCUCGAGUUUCGUAGUAACAUCAUCUUACAACAUUAUAAAAUGGGUAAGACCCCGUCGUAUCACAUGAUUCGACGGAGCAUCACACUGCUUUACAUCGGCUUUGAUGAGCAAUCAGGCGAUCUGAAUCCGGUCACAAUGAUGAUAUUUCCAGCUCAAGAUCUUACGCACCUGCGCGAACAUCCGAAGCGACCGAGCAAUUACCAAUCAUACAUUCCUUACACAAAUCAUUGCAUACUUGCAAGCAUCACUAUCGUGGGGUGGAUGAUCGCCAGUCAAGACAGAACGAGCCUGGAAGAUUUGCAUAGGACUUCGACAGUUGCACUCGGGUCGAGAAUCUGCGCGAGUAUCGUAGUUCGAAAUGGAUACAUAAUCAAUCUGAUUACUAAAGUUGGCUGUAGUCUGCCGCUUGUGCUCCCUUACGAAUCAGCAAAGUAG
Aureobasidium melanogenum CBS 110374 is the source of this 813-nucleotide messenger RNA. RefSeq lists its product as uncharacterized. The record is from RefSeq and is a predicted model, not a curated record. Lineage: Eukaryota; Fungi; Ascomycota; Dothideomycetes; Dothideales; Saccotheciaceae. The transcript has 2 exons. The coding region runs from base 1 to 813 and encodes 270 amino acids.